AUGGAACACUGCUGCAAAUACAUCGCAAGCUUCUCCUCCCAAGCACCAAAAGGGAUCGAAUCUACCAUCGCCGAGCAUAAGGUGUACAUAACAUCCCCAGAUCACUCACAGAACGAUAUCGUAGUUGUAAUCAUCCCUGAUAUUUUUGGAUGGUCACUCACAAACACCCGCGUUCUCGCUGACGCUUACGCUGCACAAGCAGGCGUGCGUGUAUACGUCCCAGACUUCUACGCCGGCGACCAUGCACCAUUCGACAAGACCGCACUGAAGAAUUUCGACCUCAAUCAGUUCAUCAGCAAGCACCCCCCACGCGAGAAGCGCGACGAGGUGGAGCACGUAGCUAAAGCCAUCAAAGAGUCCUCGAAAGCACACCGCUUGGCAGCUAUCGGGUUCUGCUGGGGUGCCCCCUCUGCCCUCUACAUGGGUCGUCAAGGAGGAGUGGCUGAUGGCGUGUCUUUCGCCCACCCUUCGCUCGUUCAAGAUGAUGAUUUUAGCGCUCUCGCCAAGCCUGCCAUGUUCAUCUGCGCGGAGCAUGACCCCAUUUUCACAAAGGAGAUGGAAAACAAGGCGAGAAGUAUCAUGGCAGACAAGGCAAAUACACAGGGUGAUAACAGAGUUUACUCCACUUGGCACACCUUCCUCGGUACUCAGCACCACUUUGCCACUCGUGGCGAUGAAGACGAUCCUUACACCGCUCGCGCUAUGAAAGACGCCCAAUGCCUCGCUAGCAACUUCUUCAAGAGCUUUCGCGGGGAUUAG
Molecule: messenger RNA, 759 nt
Organism: Wallemia ichthyophaga EXF-994
Lineage: Eukaryota; Fungi; Basidiomycota; Wallemiomycetes; Wallemiales; Wallemiaceae
Product: Carboxymethylenebutenolidase-like protein
Exons: 3
Coding region: 1-759 (252 amino acids)
Molecular function (GO): hydrolase activity
Source: RefSeq, a predicted model, not a curated record